AUGUCUAUCUGCGACGAGCCGCAGCGUGACUACAGCUCGAGCGACGUCAGCGGGGAGGCCUUCGGCAUGCGCAAGGGCGUCACAACAGAUUUGAACAUCGAAGCGUUGGGAAGGUUACUCGACUCAAAACUAGUGGACGUCAAACGUGAUCUACAUAGGAUAGAAAAUAAGUUAAGUACCACCAAGCAAGAUAUUUUUAAUGAAAUAAAUAAGGAAUUCAACCGGGUCAUAGACACCCUUAAAGUCGAAUUUACACAAACAACAGACCUUUUAAGCGACCAAAUAAAAGACCUCCAGGUCGAACUGUCUACAGUCAACAAAAAAAUGCAGAAUCUCGAAGAAGAAAACUGUCGCCUAAGCGCAGAACUUACAGCUGUAAAAACUAACCCUACUACUAUACACAACAUAACGAAAUUGGAAGAUAUAGUCGAUCAAAUGCGUUUAGAACUAAAUGAUAGAGACCAGGCUCUGUUGCAGAACGAUGUGGAAAUAACAGGCGUUCCGGAACAGCCAGGGGAAUCACCUUUACACAUAACGAAAGCGAUUUCAUUGAAACUUGGCAUGGAAUUGGAGGAAAGAGAUGUUAUCAGUGUAGACCGAGUGGGGCAGGUUCGGACGACAAGCAGCGCGGACGGCACAAGGUCACGCCCCCGCCCUUUGGCUGUGCGGCUCUCGCGGCGUACACUACGAGAUGAUAUGCUACGGAACGCGCGAGUGCGCCGGGAUCUCGACACCAGGGACAUUGGACUUGCUGAGCACACCCCUAGCCGGAUAUUCAUAAACGAAAGGCUUACUAAAAUUAACCGGCAAUUAUUCUGGAAGGCCCGGCAAGCUGCCAAUGCGACCGGCUGGAAGUUUGUAUGGACCAGGGAGGGGCGCAUAUACGCAAAACAAACAGACAGUUUCGACAGCAAAAGGCUACGAAUUCACGAUGAAAAGGAAGUUGAACGGGUUUUUGGCACGGAUAGAACAUCGACUAAUAAUAAGUAA
Leguminivora glycinivorella is the source of this 990-nucleotide messenger RNA. RefSeq lists its product as uncharacterized. The transcript has a single exon. The record is from RefSeq and is a predicted model, not a curated record. Bases 1 to 990 code for a protein of 329 amino acids. Lineage: Eukaryota; Metazoa; Arthropoda; Insecta; Lepidoptera; Tortricidae.